UAUAAUUAUUGUAGUAUUAACCUUGUUUGUUAUUACAGGAAAUAAGUUUAGCAAUUGCCUUGACUAUACUCAAGGAGACCUCUUAAUAUUUUGCGCAUUUUGUCUUCGGUUUGAAGAAGUGUACAAAUAUCUAAUAAUUAAACAGUGCUCCCAGUGUAAAUACUUUAUUUAGAGAAGACCAGCAAUAUAAGUAUACUUCAGGCAUUCGUGUAUUAUUAGCAUUGUUUAUCGAAACUAAAACGGAUGUUCAUCAAUAUUCGAAGCACUCCCAAAUAUUUCAUCGAUAAAGUAAAAAUAUCCUAAUACAAAACAAGAAAACAAAUGAAAAGUAUGAACUAUUUGUAAGGUGAGAAUAUUUAUUAGUCCUUGUUUCAGAAAAGUUUAAGUGUUUCUGUAGGAACGAAGAGAGGGUCAUGUCGCAUUUGAUCGUCUAUUUUUCUCGGUCCAUGUUCGAAGCAGGAAUUGGAAUGUAUAUUUACUUUCGACCAAUCUUUGUAUUAUUUAGACAUGUUUUUAAGUACAACAAAUAACAUAACAAGCCUUUAUUAUAGUCUGAAUAUAUAGACUUUUGGUGCGUUGUGUAUAAUAUUGUUGUUCCAAUGUUUCUACGUAACAAUUUUUUUAUGUGGCAAAUUAUACAAUUGCUACCGGCACACUCGCUCGUUCAGACACAAGAACUGGCAUAGUAUUUUAUAUUUUCCCACUAUUAGAUUUCUAGCAAGUUUGCUGUUGCCUAACAACUCGUACUUGCGUAGGAUUCGCCUUGUAAUUUUUUAUUCAUCAUGUGUUUCCCCAAGCAGAAACAAAAGCUCGGCUUGAAGCCAGUUUGUCUUCUUAUGGAAAUGAUUCUACCACAUUCCUACAUAUAUUGACACAGAGGGUGAUGUGAAUUGUGAAGGUCGUCCUGGCUUUGCAUCAUGAGACAUCUUUACUGCAAUAUAUUGUAUACAUUUUGUAAUUGGAUCAAUAUAUAAUAUAUACUUUUACACUAAUACACUGUGUAGAAAUUCAACUGAGAUAGUAGCUGGAAUUUUUAUUGUUGUGCAUCAAACCAAAAGCCUCGUCGAUCAGUGCUUCGUAGUUUAAGUUGGAAACGUGCAAAUAAAAGAACAAAGAUGGAAGAAAGUGAGCAAGAACAUGUCUUUGACGAGAGUGGUGAAGGACGUUUCGUAGCAGGUUCUUCACGUGGAAUGUCCGACGAGGAUGCUGACGAUACAAUACUCGACAGCACUACAGAGUCGACUUCUAAAAAACGUAAAAAAGUUGGUGUUUGGAAAGCUAUGAAAAGAUUUUUCAGCAGAAAAAGUAGCAAAGGCUCAAAAUCAUUUUCAUUCGGCGACUCAUUGAGCCCUCAAGGUCAACCACAGAGAAGUAACUCAGAUCCGAACCUUGCGCACACAUCCGGGGAGAGACCAGAUGUAGCUCCAUUGGAGCAGGGUGCCCGAGUUGGUGAGGCACCAAUGGAAACAGACGCUGCGCCAAAGAAAGCUAUGAGUCACGACAGUUUGUUAUCAGAACUCCGUUCAAAGCAAAGGAUCAAUGUUGAAAUUAACGAAGAGUCAUCUAAACCUUCAGCUGUUGAUUGGCAGGCGUCUCCAAGUCCUAGUGCAAAUGAUUUACUUCCUGGUCUCAAUGUGUCUCAUGAUAAAAUAAGAGUUGCGCCACGCCACAGAAGAGCACCAACCCGCAAAGGCGCGAGUUCCGUCCGCGCUGGGGGACAGGAUAUCGUAGAUGGUGAAAUUAUGCCACGGAGUAAAUCCGUUGGUGGGCGCACCAAAUUAAUAGUUGAACAAACUGAUGAAAAUAUCAGUGGACAAGGUAAGGAGAACGUACUCGAAAAGGAAAAGGAAAGGAAAAAUCUUAAGAAAAAAGUCGGGCGACAAAGAAGUGGCCAAGAAAAAUCGGACCACGAAAAUCUAGAAAAACAAAAGAUUGAAGACGAGAGGUUGAAACAGGAAAAACUAGAGAGAGAAAGAACCGAGCAAGAGAAAAUUGAACAGGAAACAUUUGAAAAGGAAAAAUUGGAAGAUGAGAAGCGUAAAAAGGAAAAGGAAAGACUUGAACAGGAAAAACUGAAAGAACUAAAACUUGAAGAUGAGAAACGAAAACUGGAAAAGCUGGAAAAGGAAAGACUUGAGCAGGAAAAACUUGAAAAACUAAAACUUGAAGAAGAGAAACGUAGACAGGAAAACCUUGAAAAAGAACGACUUCAGCAGGAAAAACUGAGAGAACUAAAACUCGAAGAGGAAAAACGUGAAAAGGAAAAGCUGGAAAUGGAGAAACUUGAGCAGGAAAAACUGAAAGAACUAAAACUUGAAGAAGAAAAAUGUAAACAGGAAAAGCUGGAAAAAGAAAGACUUGAACAGGAAAAGCUGGAAAAAGAAAGACUUGAACAGGAAAAGCUGGAAAAAGAAAGACUUGAACAGGAAAGACUUGAAAAAUUAAAACUUGAGGAAGAGAAACGCAGACAGGAAAAGCUGGAAGAAGAAAAACUAAAAAAGAUGGAAGAGGAAAAGUCUGGCGAAGACAAAAAAAAGCAACUACAAACAACAGACUUUAGUGAUUUAGUAGAAAGUCUGAAACCAUCUAAUGGUGCUAAAGAAAUAUACACAAUAAAAAGAGCCGAAGCUGAAGAUAAAGGAACAGUUUCUGAGCCUGAAAAAUUAGGAGAAAUAAAUAAAACCUCAGAAGUUGAACCUAGCGAUGUCCGUUGGAACCAGAAUAUCGAUAGCGAAGAGCUUAAUGUUGAUGUUGAUACAAAAGAAAAUUAUUCAAUCAAACAGCUAAACACAAAACCUGUUGACGGUAUAGUAGUAAACACGGCUGAUGAUCGAAAGAUUGAUGAGAAUUCUUCACAGGACGUAAGGGAUUUUACUGUUUCUUCAUUUUUAUCAGUGGAUAACCCAACUGCAUCGUCUAACGAAGGUAUUUACGAGACAGAUAAAGUGAAGGUUGUCGAACAGUCAAAAGAAUCUCAGCCAAUGUUGAUUACUCACGAGGAAGCUCGUGCAGAAAUUGCGACUGGUAAACAACCAGAAUCAGUGCCUGCAGUUGAUAAAAAAUUAGGUGAAAUUGAUGCAGUCGUAACGUUCGAGAAGAAAGACAACCAUCCAGGGAGCCCGCCGCUGAGCCCUCCAGUGAGCCCUCCAUCUGCAAGGUCUCCUGUACGAACUAAAAGACUUGUCAUUGAAACACCUGAAAAAGUUUAUCAAAAACCUAUUAUGGCUGACAUAGCAACCAAAGAAGCAGAAAUUGUGGACGACUCUAGGGGUGUCCAGCCUGAGCUGUCACAAAGCAUGCAUAAUCGAAUAACAACGGGAAUAAAGGAAAAAAAUCAGUCACAGGAUGAUUCAAACAUUGGUGUUUCGAGGUUGACGCAGGCGUUUGAACGUUCAUCUAGGUCUCAAACCAUCUCUUACAGAACAAAACCUGACGUCCUACCGAAACCAAAGGUGGCAUCAAAACCAGACAAAUCGAAGACGCUUGACAGAAGCUAUCGUUUUCCUGUUACGGCAAAUACCACACAGAACAACGCUGCAAAACAAAAUAAUGUUGUCAUAAAUUCUGAUGAAGUACACAGUAAAAAUGAUGGUUUGUUGAGUCCAACAAAGAAAAUACCUGUACCGAAACCAAAACCAUUGCCGAAACCACAACCUAAACCAAAGGUAAACACACAAAAUGUAACGACCAAAACUGUUGAAGAAGGCAAUGAGCAAAGAAAGAAAGCUCACAGUACCCAAUCAGUAACGAAUGGCAGUGUAAAAUGUUCGGGUUCGACGGAGGGUAAACACCAUACUGGAGGUCAGUCUAAAGAUGCGGAAAGUGAUUUACCAUCAUUCUGGGCAAGAAGAAAUAUUUUUUCUCCGGAACAGAAAAGCAACUCGGCCUCCACUUCCUCACAAGAAGAGAAAUCAAAAGAAAAACACACGCCAUUCAUCCAACUGAAGACAGACACUUGUGCUGUAUGUGGUUCGAAGGUUUAUCAAAUGGAAAAGUUCAAAGUGAAAGAUAACAUCGUUCAUAGAAGUUGCAUCAAAUGUUCCGUGUGUAAACGUCUUUUGUCUGUUGGAAACUUUAUUUUUUCGCAAAAUAAGAUUUACUGUAAACCACAUGAACCAAACGUACCUAUUUCGCUAGCCACGGUCUGAACAUUACUGUUCACGGGGGGACAAUUAAGGUACGCUCAUGAAAUCUUUUGAAUAUAAUUAGUCAGUACAAUUUAAGUUAAAAGUGCAUACACGCGCGCGGUGCAUUCUAUAUAGUCAAUCACAAGCGUCCUUUUCUCAUAAUUAGCUCUUCUGAAUGCUAACCUUGUGUUUGGCAUGCAGGUUUUAGGAAAAAUGCCGGAUUUAUAGUCUUAAAAUGUACAUUGUUUUAGAAUAACCCCCUCAUGCUGUAAUAAACUGAAUAUAUUAUUAUAACAUAGUAUAAUACAACAUAGCGUUGGUUAUAUAUAGUCCAGUAUGAGGUUCACAAUGUGAUGACGGAUAUGCUGCCAUUUUUGGGGACUUUUUUGCAAAUUGUGACCGUAACCUGUUUAAUCAAAACUGGUUUAAGAAAAUUGAAAGAAAAGAAAAAUUGACACCAAAAAUAGUGGCUAUUUGUCAUCUGCAUGGUGAGAAAGGCUAAAUGUCCGUUCAGUUCUUACCCAGAUUGCUCCCAGAGAGAUAGCAUACUAAGAUCCCAGGCCUCUAAAUAUGCUUGUACUUUAUAGGUGUAACGUAUAUUUUGGCGGGCAGAAAUGCCUGUUUCAAACAUGCCACAAUUUACAACAACGAUAUCAUAAACUCAAACUGAUCAUCUAUUAAUAGUUUUCGUCAAAUGAAAAGCUUGACGUUUGAAACAGACCUGCAGCCAGAAUUAAUGUACAGGCAUUAUUAUAUAACUGCAGACCUGCAAUUUAUGCAGAAAACAUGCACUGGGGGUUUUGAGGCGACCGCAGGCCCGCUUUUGCAGCUUGCUCUCGGGCUCGUCUCAAAAAUUCCAAGGCUAAGCCCAAGCAAUGAAACCAUCUGCCCUAUACCUCGUCCAAUAAUUAUAUAGUAACGAUCGAUUGAUUUUAUAAGUAUAUACAAGUUAUAUUAUAACCUAUAUAGAUAUACUGUAUAGAAUUCUUCGGCUGUAUAGUAGCGGUUACUAUAUGUCAAUAGAGUAUAGUUAUUUAGCAUAUAUUUAGUACGCGUUUUGCAAAGGCGAUUGAACAUUCAUCUUGGUGUAUCUGACGAACACUUUUGUGGAAAUUGUAUGAUUAUAACUUAUAGCAAUAACAUAGGUUUUUGUCACAGCAUGCCAAAGUGCAUGAAUUUUUAGAAUAUUUGCAUCCACUAAAUUCAUUGUUAGA
Dendronephthya gigantea is the source of this 5341-nucleotide messenger RNA. RefSeq names its product calponin homology domain-containing protein DDB_G0272472-like. Gene Ontology annotation, biological process: actin filament bundle assembly. The record is from RefSeq and is a predicted model, not a curated record. NCBI's taxonomy places the organism in Eukaryota, Metazoa, Cnidaria, Anthozoa, Malacalcyonacea, Nephtheidae. The coding region runs from base 1116 to 4148 and encodes 1010 amino acids. Gene Ontology annotation, cellular component: plasma membrane; actin cytoskeleton. The transcript has 5 exons. Gene Ontology annotation, molecular function: actin filament binding.